AUCCGCGCGAGCUACCUACACCUACAUCUAAACCCUAGUAUCGUGCCUUUUAUCUCUGAUCAAAGCUCUUGCACUUCUACAUCUGAUUAUCUCGCUGGAAUUGGCGACACAUUCUCAAAAUCCCAUACCGGGAAACUCAUCAUCGCCGUACCGAGCACCUUAGCCUGGUUCGACGGUCACGUCCAAGGGUAUUUUUGGUUACUUUGUGGAGUGACCUAGACUCUGUUGACUCCUGGCACCAAGCCAGGCCAAGGAAAAAUCGGAUCCAACCAAAAGAGCCAAGAGUCACCACCACAGGCUGCCGCUCAAAAGGGCAGGACAUCAUCACGGCAGAAGGGACAGUCGCCGCCAACUUGAGCUACCUGCCUACAUACCUAGGUACGUAAGGUAGGCAAGUAGUGUGGUCCCGUCAUCCAGCAAGCAGACUCAUCCAGACCUGCCCAUGAACCCUAGAGGUACCUGUACGCACCUACGCGGAUAGCCCACCCUAGGUAGAUCAUACUAAAUACCUACCUACCUUGGACAGAAAGAGCUAUCUGAGCUAGCGUGGAGUAACAGCUCCCAACCCGGCAGCUACUACUCAGCAGUUAGUCUCCGUUAUCGAUUGCUCGUAGCACUCCAAUCCACAAUCCACCAGCCCACCUACACCUGUCAACCCGGACGGGCACACUGCCUCUGCCUGGGUGCACAUCCAUCCUCCCUCCGGCCAGAGAACCCAACCUUGCCAACAAUCUGCUGCAAUCCACUCCCGAACAGCAAACCACCACUUGCACCUCCACCGUCCCCUUUCUCGACUCGAAAGCACGAUCAAAGUUCCCUCUGUCUGUCACGAGCCUCGUCGCCGACUAUUCCACUACCACACCCACUCCCACACCACCACCAACAACAACCCACACAGACAUCAUCAUGGGCCAGACGCUUUCUGAGCCCGUCGUCGAAAAGGCGUCGGCAACUGGCGGGGAUGAGCGGCUCAUCUACGGCGUGUCGGCCAUGCAGGGCUGGCGUAUCAGCAUGGAGGAUGCGCACACGACAGUCCUCGACCUACUAGCCAACAACCCCAAGGAGGCCAAGGACCACAGUCAAAAGCUCUCCUUCUUCGGCGUUUUUGACGGCCACGGCGGCGACAAGGUAGCAUUAUUCGCGGGCGCCAACAUCCACGACAUCAUUGCGAAGCAGGACACAUUUAAGACCGGCAACUACGAGCAGGCCCUCAAGGACGGCUUUUUGGCAACUGACCGGGCAAUUCUAAAUGAUCCCAAAUACGAGGAGGAGGUUUCUGGGUGCACCGCAUGCGUCGGUCUUAUUACCGAUGAAAAAAUCUUUGUGGCCAACGCUGGCGAUUCGAGAUCCGUACUGGGCGUAAAGGGCCGCGCGAAACCUUUGUCUUUCGACCACAAGCCCCAGAAUGAAGGCGAGAAGGCUCGUAUCACUGCUGCUGGCGGUUUCGUCGACUUUGGUCGCGUGAACGGAAAUUUGGCUCUCUCGAGAGCUAUUGGCGAUUUUGAGUUCAAGAAGAGCGCCGAGCUGGCACCCGAGCAGCAGAUCGUUACCGCAUACCCCGAUGUUAUGGUCCACGACUUGGCCGACGAUGACGAGUUCCUCGUACUUGCUUGCGACGGUAUCUGGGAUUGCCAGUCUUCCCAAGCGGUUGUCGAGUUCGUCAGGCGAGGCAUUGCCGCCAAGCAGGAUUUGGACAAGAUCUGUGAAAACAUGAUGGACAACUGCCUGGCCUCCAACUCGGAGACGGGCGGCGUUGGUUGCGACAACAUGACCAUGAUCAUUGUUGGUUUCCUCAGGGGACGGACUAAGGAGGAGUGGUAUGAGGAAAUUGCCAAGCGCGUCGCCAACGGUGACGGUCCUUGCGCUCCUCCCGAAUAUGGUAGGGAAACAACAUCCCCCUGACCGCCUUUCAUCACUACACAAACUUCACCAUAUCAUACCUUCCCCGUAUUUCCCCAUAUAUCCCUCUUUAACCACACGUGUACUUCAUAUAACCCAGCUCGUUCUCAUUAGCACAUACGCUCUACUUCUUGGCUACUUUAUGAGCUUGACACUAAUUCCAUAUCUGUUUUUCCCCGCAAAUUAUAGCUGAGUUCCGCGGUCCUGGUGUGCAUCACAACUUUGAUGAUAGUGACAGCGGGUAUGAUCUCGAGGACAACGGAAACAAGGGCAAGCCCUUUGGCAUGGGCGGCUACAAGGGCCGCAUCAUCUUCCUCGGCGACGGAACCGAGGUGCUGACCGACGCCGACGACACUGAAAUGUUUGAUAACGUGGAUGAGGACAAGGAUCUCGCCAGCCAAGUCUCCAAAUCACCCUCAAGCAUAACAACGAACGACCAGGACCAGAAGGAGCAGGCCGCCGUUGCUGCGGCGGCGGCGGACAACAGCACACAAAACGCCAAGAAGGAGGAGACAAGCUCGCCGGCUAAGGCUUAGUUGGGAUCAAUAGCGAGCGGCAGCAGCAGUGAAGGGGUGAUCAAUUAUCUUCGGGGUUGUAUUCCCAGUUGAUUGAUGGCAUCUUUGAUGAAGUUUGAUAUAGCAGGCGCACUUGCACUGCGCUGCACGGGAGCGGAUCGGAAUCGGGACUUUGGGAUGAACAAACGUGUUAUGAUGAAGUUGGUGUUGUUGCUGUUGUUGAAGUUUUGUUGUCAAGAGAUUCUCAUGAAUGAAAGUUAGUAGUAUACUGUUUAUGGAAGUAUGGGAUUUUUUUUUUUUUUUUCUUGCACGAAGGGCGGUGGUGAACAGGGUCAGUCAAGAGGGGGGAGGCGAAGUAUAAGAGGGGAAAGAAAGAUGUAUUCGUCGGUUGGUUGGUUGGUUGUUGUUGCUUCACUAAGGGAACGAUGGAGAUACCAAAGUCAAGCAAGUCAAGUUAAGCAAAGAUGAAGAUGAUGGCUUUUUUUUUAUAUCGCGAUUACGCACCUAACCAACCCCCUGUAGACUUUGUACCCUGUG
Messenger RNA from Neurospora crassa OR74A, 2951 nucleotides. Its product is annotated as protein phosphatase 2C isoform gamma, variant. Gene Ontology annotation, molecular function: protein serine/threonine phosphatase activity; cation binding. The transcript has 6 exons. Gene Ontology annotation, biological process: protein dephosphorylation. Lineage: Eukaryota; Fungi; Ascomycota; Sordariomycetes; Sordariales; Sordariaceae. The record is from RefSeq and is a predicted model, not a curated record. Bases 907 to 1902 code for a protein of 331 amino acids.